AUGGAGAACUACGACCGCUUGUUUGCUGAGACUGUACGGCACUUGUACCCCUCUACUUCCACGGGAACCCUUCCGGCUUACACGGACAAGAGCCAUAUCACCCGCGCCCAGCAGAGCCGGAUGACCGAAACCGGUGUCAUCCUCGUCGUUGGACAUAAAUUUGGCACUGGCUCGUCCCGCAAACAGGCCGCCACGGCGCUUAGAAACGCCGGGAUCUCACUGGUGAUUUCAGCCACUUUUGGCGAAAUCUGGAAAAGAAAUGGUCUUGGUGGCGAUGCUAGAUCCGGUCAACGUGGCAGAAGCUUCUUGGAUGUUGUAUGGUUGUGGCUCAAGGAGGGCAUUGUAGUUGGAUGGGAGCGCUGGAAGUAA
Messenger RNA from Puccinia triticina, 369 nucleotides. RefSeq lists its product as uncharacterized. The record is from RefSeq and is a predicted model, not a curated record. NCBI's taxonomy places the organism in Eukaryota, Fungi, Basidiomycota, Pucciniomycetes, Pucciniales, Pucciniaceae. The transcript has 2 exons. Bases 1 to 369 code for a protein of 122 amino acids.